AUGGACACCAGUUACCUGUCUCAGCAGGUCAACACCAUUAUUGGCCAGCUGCACGGACUAUUUGACGAGAUUGGCGUCCCUAAUCAUGAUCGCGAGAAGCGCGAGGAAGACCUCUUCGAGGCCCUUUCCAAGGCGCUCAUCGACCAGGUCCGUCUAGUGACAAGCGAAAAGGAGGAGAUGAUUGAGGAAGCCGAGCGAAUGAUCACUACUAUCCAACAAAUGGAGGCAUCACUCGACGACAACCGCGCGCGCCGCGACCGGAACGACGACCUCCAGAUCACAUACCCCCUAACGCGCUGUUUGCAAACACUCAAGGAGAAGCACAAGCAGAUUGCCCGGUUGCACAAGGAGCGCUUCGAACAGGUCAAGAAACUCGUCGAAGCACUCGAAUCAUAUUCGUCGCACCUUGAAGCCACCUUCGUCCAGAUCCCCCUGCCGCCAACCGGCCCGAACCAGUCUAUUCCGCCCAACUUUGACCUGUCGCCGUCGUACGUGGACAAGCUCGACCAUGAGUUUACGAGAGUCUAUGAAGAGUACACCCGUCGCGUCGCAACGGUUAAGGCCCUUUGCGAGCACAUCAUCCAGCUCUGGGCCGAACUGGGCACCCCUCAAGCCCAGACCGACGGCGCCAUCGUCAAGUACUACCGCGAGUCCCCCGAACAGUUGGGUCUGCACCAGGAGGACCUCGAACGUCUCAAGGCAAAGCGCGACAAGCUGUCGGACGAGAAGAAGAACCGCGAGAAGCGUCUGAAGGACCUGCGGGUGGCAGUCGAGGCCCUCUGGGAAAAGCUCGAGGUCGACAUGGGCGAGAGGAAGGCGUUCCUCAACAGCAACCGAGGCUGCGGCGUAAGACAGAUCAACGAGUUUGAGGACGAGCUGAACCGCUUGAACGAGCUCAAGCGACAGAACCUGCACCUGUUCGUCGAGGACGCGCGCUACAAACUACAGGAGUUGUGGGAUGCGCUGUAUCUCUCAGAGGACGAGAUGCUCGAGUUUACACCCGCAUUUUCUGAUGUUUACAGCGACGCGCUUUUGGAAGCUCACGAGCGCGAGAUCCAGAGACUAGAAACCCUCAAAGAACAGCGCGCCCCGACACUCGAGCUCAUUGACAGGCACAAGAGCCUCACUCAUGAGCGCGACGAGCUCGCGGCUUCCAGCCAGGAUGCCUCCCGCCUCAUGAUGCGAGGACAAAAGGGCGAGAAGCGCGACCCCGGCAAGCUUCUCAGAGAAGAGAAGAUGCGCAAGCGCAUUGCCAAGGAGCUUCCCAAGAUCACCGUCGAUCUGCGAAAGGUCCUUGAGCGCUUCGAGGACGAAUUCGGACGGCCUUUCCUUGUCCACGGCGAGCGGUACCUGGAUGUCAUCGAAGCUGAAGACAGACCAGCGCCUGGCCCGCGAUCCAAGACUCCUGGUAUCGGGGCGGCCCCGGCCUCCAUGACCAGACCCAAGGGACACGCCAGAGCUAACAGCACUACCGGCAUCGCGAGACCUCCCACGCGCAAUGGUGCUAGGACGCCGGCUCCAGCGCCCACGAUCAAGCGCGCCGCCACCACCGUAAACAGCGCAGCUCAAGCCAGACCCCUUUCCGCUCAUGCGAAAUCCCAGGAAAUCCUCCGACCGGGUUCUUCCAUGGGCACCGUCAGGGAGAGGGCACAAACUCUCAAUAGGCCGCCGGGCAGCCCAUCGAGGAUCCCGGCGCGCCCUCCGCUGACGAACAUCAAGUACGGCAACAACUCGCCCGAGAGGCAGGACCGACCCGCAUCGAGAAUCGAUGCGUACGCAACGAUCCGGGGUGGGGCUCCUAUGCGCGCCCCUCCGCCGAAGAUGCGGGAUCUGAACACGGUAGAGCUUGGGGCCCCCGCAAACCUGUACAAGAUGGCAGGACUGAGUGGGAGCAUCGUGCGCCAGGUCGAGCUGGAAGAUCCUUACGACGAGGACUGCCAGCAGUCGGGUCUGAUGAGGGCCAACUCGACCCUGUCGCACACGUCGCACGCCUCUCAUGCGUCGUACGCCUCUCAAAGCUCCCAUCACUCUGGUGGAUCUUCCCAGCACGAUUACCACUCUUCGACCCUGCGCCAGUACCCCCCCUCCUCAUACCCCCAAGCACCACCACCCCGACAAAUUUCCAACUCAUCCAACGGGUCCAGCAACGUGACUGGCUCGGAGAACUGGGAAACGUACGACGACGCCAGCGAGCCGGAGCAAGAUGCUACAGACACAUACUAUGCCAAGGUGCGGGCCGCCCGCUGCAAUCGUUUCGAGCCGGAAGCAGGGCAGCGGCCGCCGGCCAACGACCCCAAGAGACAACGCCCUUUCCCGAUGACGGCACCUGCUGGACACGUGUACAGCGACGGCGAGGGCAACCGCAUCAUCUCGGGUAGCGAGUGGACAGACGAAGACGGAUACUAA
Molecule: messenger RNA, 2406 nt
Organism: Colletotrichum spaethianum
Lineage: Eukaryota; Fungi; Ascomycota; Sordariomycetes; Glomerellales; Glomerellaceae
Product: anaphase spindle elongation protein 1
Exons: 3
Coding region: 1-2406 (801 amino acids)
Biological process (GO): mitotic spindle midzone assembly; microtubule cytoskeleton organization
Cellular component (GO): mitotic spindle midzone; cytoplasm; spindle
Molecular function (GO): microtubule binding
Source: RefSeq, a predicted model, not a curated record